This is a messenger RNA of Drosophila melanogaster (fruit fly), 1406 nucleotides long. RefSeq lists its product as uncharacterized. The transcript has 5 exons. Gene Ontology annotation, cellular component: nucleus. Gene Ontology annotation, biological process: regulation of DNA-templated transcription; DNA-templated transcription. The record is from RefSeq and is marked reviewed. Gene Ontology annotation, molecular function: DNA binding. Bases 291 to 1247 code for a protein of 318 amino acids. Lineage: Eukaryota; Metazoa; Arthropoda; Insecta; Diptera; Drosophilidae.
UUCGAAUCAGUCUAGUGCUCAUGUGCUUUAAAAUCAAGAACAAUUGCUAUUUGAAAUUGCAACAUUCAUUUACAACUGCAUCACUUGUUGGCAGCAGCACGAAAUCGCAGUGUUCAAAGUUGCUAAACACUUGUAAUAGCAGCAACUCCGGCGUCCACGCCAACAACUGCCGCGUGCACGGAAGCAACGAGCGGCUUGAGCCCGAACUUAAUAAGCCAAAACUCGUGAUAAAAGCACUGACAUCGAUUAAUUGGAGCAUUUUUAAACCUAAUUCACUUUUUAUAUAUGAAAUGAAUACACGCCGUCGGUCCAUAGCUCCACCACCGAACGUUUACGCCAUCAAUGCCAAAAUAUGUCAUUUGGUGAAACUACAUCCUUGUCUUUACGAUCGUCACGAUGACAACUACUUGCGGAAAUCGACUGUGAAAAAUGCGUGGAAGGAAAUAUCCAAUGAGAUGCGAAAUUCGGUUAAAAGCUGCAAGGAACGUUGGCGCAACAUUCGCUCCAGCUAUGCCCGCUCAAUAAAGUUGCAUCACGGUGCGAAUACGUACUAUCUUAACAGCGAGCUGAAGUUCCUGCAAAAGCACAUCACUCCCGGAGUGCCCGUUCCGCUCAGAGGUCGUAGGUCAAGACCCAAGGGACAGGAGGAGCACGACGAAGGGGAUCCCGAAACUCCCGUAGAGGCAAUCCUCGAGAUGGUGCACUCCCCGAGCUUUCUGAAUUCGGAGCAUGCGCAGAGCCGUCACAGCACCGACCCUGCAUCGGCGACGGACGUUGAGGCAACACAAUUUAAUAAUGAACCAUCAUCAAUCAUGGAUUUCGAGGACACGGUCCCGGCAGAAAUGCGCACAGAGAGCGACAGCAGUGAGAAGGAGGCCAAGGUGGGAGAAAUUACUUUAUAUAGAGUGCCAUUGCUUGAAUUCCCCAAAACAUCAACCCGCUGUAUUGAAGCAUUGCCAAUCAUGGAUUUCGAUGACGCAUUCCUGCAGGGACUGCGUCCCGAAAUCAAGCACAUGAACUUCCACCAGAAGCUGUACUUCAAGCGACGUGUGUACGACCUGCUUGGCGAGAUAUUCCAUUCCGAGCAGUCAGCCUCAUCAACCCACCCAGCGCAGCCGCAUCCCAGGGAGAAUGUCAAUGGAACGCUAUCCACUACCUCGAGUCUCUCCUCGGCGAAUCCACUACAGCACAUGGGACUUAUGCUGCAGCUGCCAAAGCUGGUGUCCAAGGCAUCCAAAGAUUUGUAGCUUGCGAACUGCUCAUUGAACAGCUUUAAUACACUGAUAUCAAAUUUAUGUACAGUACAUAGGACAAAUAACAUUUUAAGUUGUUUUUAGAAAUGUUCCCAUAAUGUAUAAACAGAAAAAUGUGAAGUUGAAACUAAAUAAAUAAAUUUUUCUAAAUUU